Messenger RNA from Marchantia polymorpha subsp. ruderalis, 1470 nucleotides. The record is from the annotation of a GenBank genome assembly. Lineage: Eukaryota; Viridiplantae; Streptophyta; Marchantiopsida; Marchantiales; Marchantiaceae.
CCAUGUAGUCCUUAUUGCUCGUCAAAAGUGUCCGGUGAGAGCAGGCCCAGCUCAUUGUCAAAAUGGCGGUAGCUGUGUUUGUUAUGGGCCUAGGCCUCGUCGGAAAAGCAGUGAAUAAUCUAGUCCUGAUGUUGCUGAAUGUGAAAAAAACCAAGCGGCACAGCAAGAUCAUUUCGAAGGAGAUCGACUUGUUUGUGAAAACGUUGAACGAGAACAUCAAGCUCCUGAAAUUGAACCUGCCCGCCAGCGUGAGCAGACGAGCAUUAGAGUCUCAGUGACGAAGCUGUUAGACGCGACUGCGUUUGUGCAGUCCCGCCAACGUCAGGGCUUUUUCAAAACCCUUUGGAUGCACACGAGACUAAGCAGGAGUUAGAGAUGCUACGUCGGAAUCUCGACUCUUCAUUUCAAAUGGCUCUUUUCAUCACCACUCUGGAUGUUGCUGUGGACGGGCAUAGUAAAAUGGAAGACUUUCAGAUGAAGAUGCUGGAAAUUCACUGAACUCAUGCAUCGAGUUCGGAAACUGCAAGGAGUGAGAUCCGAGAUAUACUCGUACCCCUUCUAGAAGGAGUACCGAAAAAGAAAAAGUUGCAGUCAGUAAUCUCUGUUGUUCAAAAUAUGCAUCAAACUGCGGACACGGAGAAGUUCUUCGCCGAUGUUCUAGCCAACCUCGAUCCAGUUGCACCUAUGGAGGAUGCUGAGCAGUCUACUGUUACAAUUGCAGAUGAUGACGAAGAUAUCAACGAUCCCAUCACUUGUGAGCUGAUGUGCAACCCAGUUAAAGGAACAGACGGCCGCACGUACGAUCGCUGGACCAUCAUCGACAACGAUUUGACUAUGAGUCCCUUUGAUCAGAGCAAACGCAAGCCUUUCCGAAUAGAGUGUGAUGACAUCAAUGUCCGUGGACGUCUAUUCAAAAGGUAUCCCGAGGCAGAAGUUUUGUUUCGUCAACAUCGUCACGAUUACAGGAAAGGGUCUAUGAAGCUGGCCAGAGAAGGCCACGAUGCCGAGGCUCUGGUGAUGUUAGAGAACGUUCUCAAGUGGGCCGAUGACGAUUCCGAGUGUUUAGAGCUUCGAGAUUCGAUCUUGAAAAGGAAAUCCCAGCAGGACUUUGCAACUGGAAUUAACAUCCAGGUGCGGGAGACCAGUCGCUCACUCCCUUCUACGCAAAGCAGCCCAACUCUGCUUUCAAGAUCGAUCACCCUUUCGAGAGAUCACAAGUUUCACAUUGAAGAACAUAUUCAAAGAGAAAGGUCAUUUGGUCCUACAAGCCCAACUCUCCCUUCUAGCCCAAGCUGGAGAGAUAGUACUGAUCUGAGUUACACACACUAUGUUUUCCCGAGAGAUAUUCCUGAUCUGAGUUACACACAAAAUGAAUAUCCGAAGAGAAGGCAACAUUUAAAUAGUCGCCCACGGACACAUGCAGGGCAGCGAUGCACUCUAAUCUAAAAUGUAUGGCUUGGAUGAACAAUA